AUGGAGUCUACUCCAAGACUCAAUGCUACCACGAAUGAUAACCACGACAGCCUAUCUGAGUCUCGACUUCGCCCCCUCUUUGCCACUCUCUGUGGCCUCAUCCUACUGGUUGGGUUGCUGGCCAAUGGGCUGAUGCUGAUUAUCUUGGGCAGGGGCACUGGCUUGAGGCACCAGGCCCCUUGCCCGCUCCUGGCUCUGACCAAUAGCCUCAUGGUGAACAUCACUCUAUCAGAUCUCGUCUUCCUGGUUUACGUGGUCCCCGUUUUGCUGCUGACCUUCCUCCAGGAGGACUGGUGGCUGGGCUCCUCCAUCUGUACCACCAGCCAGAGCUUCAACAUGGGCACCAUGUUUUGCACCUUCUACAGCAUGGUGGCCACUGCGCUCCUACGCCAUGCCGCUGUGGCCUUCCCCACCAUAGCCUUCCCAGCUGGCAGAGGGGCUCAGCUAUUGCUCUGCUUGACCAUGUGGAUCCUGGGUUUCUCCGUGUCUCUGCCCAACUGGCUGUACCAGAAAGUGGUGGAAGAGGGCAAGGAAGAUGGGGAGGAGGUGGCUGGGGGACCAGGAUCCAAGCUCAUCCAUUCGUGCCUGAUGCUCCUGGGUCCCACCCAGAUCUCCUGCUAUUUCACCCUCCUCGGGGCUCUGGCCUUCCUGCCCUUCGCCCUGAUGCUGGUGCUCAGUUUCACUCACCUGGGCUGGCUCUUGUGGAGUGGGGAGUGGACCCAGGUCCCACUGGACAUCCGACAGCACCGAGAAUCCACAGGCCUCAUCCUAGUGGUAUUAGUUGUUUUCGUAGUCAUGUGGGGGCCCUGUUCUGUGCUGGGUUACGUGGCUGCCUCAGGAGACCUGCCUGAUACCUUCACCAUCUUUGUGGCUACCAGCCUCUGCACCAUUCUAGCCUAUUCCAACUGUGCCGUCAGCCCGAUUCUCUGUUUCUGCCUGUCAAGACAGUUCCGGGCAGGGCUCAAGGACCUCUUCUGCUGCUCAACCCUGGAAACGGUAGUCUUAAGACAUGGUGGGUUAGUGCAGGCUGUCUAG
Vombatus ursinus (common wombat) is the source of this 1035-nucleotide messenger RNA. RefSeq names its product allatostatin-A receptor-like. Bases 1 to 1035 code for a protein of 344 amino acids. Gene Ontology annotation, molecular function: neuropeptide binding; somatostatin receptor activity. The transcript has a single exon. The record is from RefSeq and is a predicted model, not a curated record. Gene Ontology annotation, cellular component: membrane; neuron projection. Gene Ontology annotation, biological process: cellular response to glucocorticoid stimulus; neuropeptide signaling pathway. NCBI's taxonomy places the organism in Eukaryota, Metazoa, Chordata, Mammalia, Diprotodontia, Vombatidae.